GGCGGAGUGUGUAGGUACCGGUUUGGGAUUGGGCCGGACAAUGUCUAAAGAGAUUUCCCAUAAGUCACUGCGGUGUGGGUGGUAUAAAAAAGAUAGCCGCCUCUUCCUCUUCCUAUUCACUCGUGGCUGUCAUGUGGUGUUUGGUCAAAAUGUGUUCGUUCAAGUGGAACUGCGUUUCGCUGGGAGCUUUGAAAAACUGUGAAUGGGACUUCCCUUUUGGCUAGAGGUGGACUGCUGUUUACUCCACUUGGUAUCAGAUGCUGCUGGGGGUAGAUGAAAGCGUUGCCUUUUGCACGUGGCCUGGCCUGCUUCCCGGAAGGCAUUCUUAGGCCACCAGAUACUUUGUCCAGGAGCCUUCGGAACAUCUGAGUGCUUAGAUGCAGGCUUGGCUUCUGUUCGCUACCAUGACGUGCUGCACUGGAAAUGCAGGUGAGAACACGAUGCUGCGGGCUGAUGCUCCUGCUCAUAGGUUCCUGAUGAUGCCCUUUCUCAAAUGUCUGACCUGAAACACAAUGUCGACAUGCAUCCGACUGAGGGGAGCUUUAAGGGCUUUGAUUCUGUCCUUGGCUUGCUUUAGUCUCUGAUCUGUGCUUCUUCCUAGGUGGGAACCUCGGAGCUGUGCCUUCCAUGAGAUCGGGCUGUCACUGGAGGAAAUGGUCUUCAUGAGAAGAUGGCUGAAUAAAAAGGCGUGUGAAUGGAAAUGGAUCUGCCUGUCUUUAGCCUGUACUUAAGUAUUGUACACAAAUUUGUGGCCCCCACCUACCCACCCAACACAACCACAAAUGCAGUACUUGAUUAAUGCCAAAAUGAUGUGGCCACUUUUUUCGUUUUGAUGUUCUGUCUGAUAUGAAACAAAUAAAAUGGUUGACACUAUACUACCAUCUGUUUUGUAAAGUCUCUAUAUCAAAUCUGUAUUCUCAAUAAUGCUUACAAUCUUUAACCAUGAUAGGCAAGAUGGGGUGGGGUACGGACAGUGCCUAUGAUGGGAGUGUAAAUUAAGCGCAAGGACGUCACAUCCUUGUACUAGUAGCUUUUUUGGACCACUGUGGUGAAUGACCCACUUCUAAACUUUACAAGGGUACUGCUUUUUAGAGCCUGUACACUGCAUGCAUGGUAUGGGCCAGAAACUGCUCUGAGAAAUCGUGGGGGGGGGUUGAGGUACAGACUAACUUUUGGAAGGUUUUGUGAUCAUUUGGGGUUAAACGCUUGUAUACCUUCAUUUCCUAAUCAGUAGUUCAAGUUUAUCUAGUUGGCCAACCCCUUAUGUGGCCUCGGUCCAGCGGUCAGUCGGGACGUUGCGGGAAUGUCACUGGGUUUGGGUGCGCUUAGGAGGGGCAACUUCCCGUAUCACGAGAAAAGUCUGUCGCUUUUCUGCUAGCAGUGCUGGAAUACAUACAAGAUGUUACAGCGAAAGCUGGUGAUACCCGUCGCCGGGGCGGUAGGAUGUGACGUUCAUGCAGCGGAAGCCUUUCCCGUGCCAGUCCUUUCAUAAGGGGACCGGAGCGUCUACUGGGCCGAUCGUUUGAAUGGAACCGAUUUAUAUGCUUUUCCUUUCUCCUGUAUUUUUUCUAUCCCAAUGAUGAUUUUUCGAUUCUUGCCCCUAUUCUGGGCAUUUUCUGUGAAAGCGGAUUUUUUCCAGUUUGAAACAAUUUCAAACGUAUCGACGUAUUAUUUUAAUUAUAUUUACUGUAAUAUCUGGGAAGGCGAUUGUCAGCCGCACCAGGAGGAUGCUACACAGAAAGUUCCCUCCAGGGACUUGCUGUCGACGCUCCCGCAGGACUGCAUGCGGUCUCUGGUUGAAUGGUACUGCGCUCUAGGACAGUGCUGUGACACAGGCGAUUGUCGUAUUAUAAAUAAUAUCACAGGACUGGCCAGGGACCUGGAGCUGAGGCUGCAUGGGCAGCACCUCGCUCAGUCUGUAGUUCUGAAGGCGAUAGAGGGCUUUCUGAAAAGCCCUGAUCCAAACAAGCCUUUGACCCUGUCCUUCCAUGGCUGGUCAGGGACUGGAAAAAACUUUGUUGCCCGACUAAUUGCGGAGAACUUGUACCGUGAUGGGCUGAAGAGUGAAUGUGUGACUUUGUUCAUCGCUCCGUUCCACUUCCCACAUGCCAGGCUGGUGGAUGUCUACAAGAGCCAGCUGAAGGAGGCAAUCCGGGACUCUGUGGUUCGCUGCCACCAGGCUCUCUUCAUUUUUGAUGAGGCAGAGAAGCUGCAUCCCGGCCUUAUUGAUGCCAUCAAGCCCUUCGUGGACCAUUAUGACAACGUGGACGGGGUCAGCUAUCGGAAGACCCUCUUCCUCUUCCUCAGUAACAUCGGAGGAGCCGUUAUCAGCGAGGUGGCUCUGGACUUCUGGCACUCGGGGCAGAACCGGGAGGACAUCGGGAUGGAGGACCUGGAGCAUCAGCUGCGGUCUGAAGCCCUGGAGUCACAAGGAGGCUUCGCUCAAAGCCAGCUGAUGUCAGGCCACUUGAUAGAUUUCUUCGUGCCCUUCCUGCCGCUUGAGUACCGUCACGUCAAACUCUGUGCUCGCGAUGCCUACAUGGCACGCGGGCUGCGACCCAGCGAGGAGACCCUAGAUGAUGUGGCAAGGGCUAUGCUGUACUUACCCAAGGAGGAAAAGCUUUUCUCAGCACAGGGGUGCAAAUCCAUACCCCAGAGGAUCAACUUUUUUCUCCCCUGAAAGGGACAGAUCUAUACCAACAACUCUGUAAUCCCCAGAAAGAAAUUGGUGAAAAAUGGAGAAAAGGAACAAAGAUGUCUGUUUAUUUCUCCUGAAGGAUUCCAUCUCUCAACUCUGCUAACUGGGGAGUCUAGUUUGUCUCUGAGGAGACAUUCAAUCAUGUUGUACGUUAAGGGAGUUAUGUUCACCUUUGUUACUUUUACGGUUAUUGCCCAAGCAUUGUCAUAUGUGUUAGUCUACCUACAAGCACUAUAUGUAUGUUAGUCUACCUCAGGUUAAAGCCAUUAUCACCAGAGUGAUUGGGACAGAGUCUUUCUGAGGUCAUUGAGAUAUAUAUAUAUAUAUAUAUAUAUAUAUAUAAACACACACAUACAGAGAUGACCGUUAACUUAUCCAGCAGUUUCUCAUGAA
Molecule: messenger RNA, 3091 nt
Organism: Paramormyrops kingsleyae
Lineage: Eukaryota; Metazoa; Chordata; Actinopteri; Osteoglossiformes; Mormyridae
Source: RefSeq, a predicted model, not a curated record